GUUCAUACAGGUCAAUCUCAACAACCAAGUCAAUAUGUCUUUUCGAGGUGGAGGUCGUGGUGGCUUUGCCACUGGUGCCAAUCGCGGAGGUUCCUUCGGUGGCCGUGGUGGCCGCGGAGGCUUCCAGCAGCCAAUGGGACCACCAGCACAGGUUUUGGGUAUAGAAUACCGAUGCGAUCUUCAGACCAUGACAGUUUACUGAUUUUAUUUAGAGAUGGGAUCUUUUAUGCAUGCUUGUGAGGGCGAGAUGGUGUGCGAAUCGAUCAACCCGAAGAUUCCUUAUUUCAAUGCUCCUAUCUACCUAGAGAACAAAACACCUAUUGGAAAAGUCGACGAGGUUCUUGGCCCCAUCAACCAGGUCUACUUCACCAUCAAGCCCCAGGAAGGAAUUGUCGCAACUUCUUUCAAGCCUGGUGACAAGGUCUACAUCGGUGGGGAUAAGCUCCUGCCUUUGGAGAAGUUCCUUCCUAAGCCUAAGCCACCACCGGGUAGGAUCCCAUCUAGGACCGAACGUAUGUUGCGCAUGUUACUGACAACUAUGCAGGUGCUGCUAAGCCUAAGAGAGCCGGAGGCGCUGCCAGGGGUGGUGCUCGUGGUGGUAGAGGAGGCCCUCGUGGUGGAGCGAGAGGUGGACGCGGCGGAUUUGGCGCUCCUAGAGGAGGAGGUGGCUUCCGUGGUGGAGCUAGAGGAGGCGGAGGCUUCCGUGGUGGAAGCGGUGGCUUCUCCAGGGGAGGCGGCAGAGGAGGACCUCGUGGAGGUUUCCGACGUUAGACAGUCUCCGUCUUGCUUAGCACUGUCUUAUUACGGCGUUAUGGGAAAACUGGAGCUUUUGCAGGAACUUUUUGUGUCAAUUUUUCUGUGCAUCCUAGGUGGCUUGCCUAUUCGCAAAGGCUGUAGACUAAUUCAGCCAUUAAAUGAAUGUUAUUAUACCAAUGAAGAACCUGCCAAAACGACUUGUGCUUAUUCGUAGUUCCUUACUCGGGUUUUUUUAGAUGUGGCUGGUGUCUGUGGCGCAGCACGACACCGCCUGGAAAUGACGUCUGGGGACACAUGCCGAGCCGUAGAAUCUUUUCGCAACUUUCCCACCGCUGUUGCCAUAAAUCACAGCUUCA
Molecule: messenger RNA, 1112 nt
Organism: Aspergillus pseudotamarii
Lineage: Eukaryota; Fungi; Ascomycota; Eurotiomycetes; Eurotiales; Aspergillaceae
Product: H/ACA ribonucleoprotein complex subunit GAR1/NAF1
Exons: 5
Coding region: 215-970 (251 amino acids)
Biological process (GO): snoRNA guided rRNA pseudouridine synthesis; ribosome biogenesis
Cellular component (GO): box H/ACA snoRNP complex
Molecular function (GO): box H/ACA snoRNA binding
Source: RefSeq, a predicted model, not a curated record